GGCGACCCGUGUGCCUUCCUCCACCCUCUACCCUCUCUCUCUCUCUCCUCUCUCUCCCUUCUGCGUUCCUUGGCGCUGCAUUGUCGCACUGAUCGUAGUCGGCCAACGAUCUGCUUAAUCCAGUAAUCCUGUAACAACACAGAGAGAGAGAGAGAGAGAGAGAGAGAGAGAGAGAGAGAGCGAGCGAGAGAGAGAGAGAGAGAGAGAUCAGUUGUGAAAUUGUCGUCCUGGAUUGUGAUCUGUUUCGGGGCUCGUAAUCAUGGCUGCGGGGUGCCAGGCGACGAUGUCGGCGCCGUCGUUUUCGUCACACGUGCUGUGUCAGCUGCAGCAGCGGCAUAAUGUUACAAGCUUACCGUCAUUGCCGGCUAUGGCGGAACUCGUUGCUUGGGGGGGCUCCACGUGGCAUUGGUGCAAAGAUCGGAGUAUUUCUGCGUCGUCUAUACCUCGACCAGCUGAUGAUUCCGUUCGUCAUCGCCUUCAUCAUCCGAUACGGGGCAGACUGUCGUCAUCAGCCACAUCAUCUCGCCUAUGGAUGCCGAAUCGACGGCGGAGAUCUGCCGUAGACACGGUGCGACGGCAGAAUUCCCGCGCUUGUCCUUCACUUUAUCGGCAGGAAAGCCAGACGAACGACAAUGAUGAUGGCCGGUAUCGGGAUCGAAGGAGCAGGCGGAGCAGGUGUCUAGAUACAGUCGUGAUCGGGGAACGCUUAAUGCCCAGGAGGAGCGGUGUCAGAAGGUGUCAGAACAGCGCAAGCUGCAAGGAACGGACAGUGUACGAUUGCCACGUGGCAGAGCUUGGACGCGUUGCUGCCACAAUGGCCCCCAGACGAUCCGCCUCCUGCGCCUCCUCCUCUACGGAUUUACUGCUCGCUUGUCGACGUGGAAGCUGCAGACGAUGUGGAGAUGGUCACCAUAGUCCGUCCCGCGGUGGAGCUGGGAAAUUUGGACACGUGGAUCCUACAGACACUUCGGUUCCUAAGAGCGGCACCUCGAUGACGACAGAACCAACCUUUGCUUUUGCAGGCUUAGGCUCUCAAGCGUGGAGUGCGCACUGCUGGUCUUCAACGUAUAAAAAUGCAAAUGCGAUGCUGGCCUGGCGGCCGGGAUCUGAGCUCGCAGAACGAUGCCGGUCCUCCUUGACAUCAAGAGGACUGCAGUGUGAAAGAUGGGGAUUGGGGCAUGCGAAAAUGAGGCGAAGCAAGAUAACCAUAGCUGCGCUGCACUCUACGACAGCAAGACCGAUUGAUGAGGAAGAUGACGACUCAUCUGCGACAGCAGUUGCUGAAUUGAUAGCAGGCACAGCGGCUCGCCCUGCGUCACUGUUUGCCUCUUUAUUGGCUUGGGUGGAUGCCUAUGUUCGCUUCACGAGGCCUCACACGGUCAUUGGGACGGAAGCAGAGGAAGAUGUUCUGACGCGGCGGACGAUGGAGGAUGAACAAAGGAUGGCGUGGAAGCUUGCGAUGAUGAGGGAGAAGAAGAGAAGAGUGGAGGCGGCGAAUGCAACAAUACAGGAAUUGGAGGAGGUGCGGAAAUUGAGAUUACAAUUGACACCCCAGGUAGCUCUCGAGCGGAAGGUGGAGAUCAUUGCCCAGAGCGUCGAGCGUUUAGCCAAAGUGCAAGAAAAGCACUAUGAGUUUAGUCGCAGCCAGGAGAUAUCUGUGCGUUCGAUGCGAACGGGAUUACGGGACUUUGCUCGUGAGUUAGUGGGCGCUGUGGGGACUGAGGUGAGUCACCGCCUCGAAAAGACUGUGCGUUUUUGUGUCGGCGCCAUUGAGGGCGUCAAGGUGGCAGCUCCCAAGGAGGAGGAAACUCGUCCUCGCAGGGAGCCAGUCAAAGUCAAAUUCCCUGAUUCCUACAAUGGAAAAAGGGAAGAGAACUUUGACAAUUGGGAGGCCAAUGUCAGGACCUAUGUGCAUCUGCAACAGGUCUCCCCGGAUCAGCAGGUCCUAAUUGCGAUCCACACGCUUAAGGAUGAGGCCGCUAGUUUUGCAAGGUCCCUUGUUCGCGCUGCUAACUGCAGUGAUGAUCCAGUUGCAUACUCCAUAUUCACCCCCCUCGUUGAGUUCCUAAAAUUGCUGCGCGAGCGAUUUGCUGAUGUCGCUCGUAGUGUUAAAGCGUCAGAUAGGCUGCAGACGAUCCACGCCCGCAAGUGGAAGAGUGCCAAGGCACUCAAGAGUACAAUGGAUGAGUUAGUGGCUGUCCCUGACCAUGGGGUUACGGACACCCAGUUGGUCGGCCUCUUCUAUCGGGCCAUACCCGAAGCCCUUCGAGGGCAUUUCUUCGCAAAGAGCGAAGACCCUGCCACUACGUACGAUUCUCUUAGUCGCGAAGUGGUGGCUUUUGAAGCCAAGUCUGCGUCUGUGUCCACCUUCUGGCACAAAGACUUGGAUAAGGGAAAGCAAUGGAAGGGCCGCACUAUUUCGGGGCAAGUGAAAACUAAGGAUAGCCUUGUCCUGACCUUAGAUGAGGGUAGUGUGGACGAGAUCCCCUACGAUCAGAUUGAGUGGGGGUUAGAGGAGGAGGACAGUGGUGUGGGCCAGGGGAAGACUUACGCUGCUGUCGCGGCUGGAGGGAGGCCGCAAGGAGGACGAGGCCAGGGCCAAGUGGGCCGGGCCUUAGGGAGCCGGUCUCAGGGCGAUCAGGGGGUUGGCGGCAGAGGAGGAAACCGCCAAGUGGGAGGCAGGGGUCAAGGUCCCCCGCAAAACCGGCCUAGGAAUAGGUCUCCCUAUAGGGUAGGAGGAUGGCACCCAUGGCUACCGCAGGGUGUGGCCGAAGAGUUGAAGGAGAGGAGGCCCGCCUGGGCCAAGAUGAAGAAGGAGAAUAAAGGGCAGCUAAUCUUAUUAGAUGUAGAGAUUUUUAAAGGUAGAGUAGGGGCCCUAGUAGACUCAGGGGCUACCCGCAGCUAUAUUAGUAAGAAAGUGCUGCAGAAGUUGAAGCUGGGACUUAAAGUCCAAAAGUUAGCAGACCCUAUAGUUAGUAUCCUCGCAGACAAUCGUACAAUGGUUGUAGAGGAGUAUGUAGAGGGAGUCCAGACGUAUUUUCGCCUAGAGAAGGAUGGGAAAGUGGAGAAGGUCCUCCACUCCCUGACUCUCCUCGUAGAAGACACCCUCCCAUUUGAUAUUGUUCUGGGAAUGGAUUGGGGAGAGGCUGCCGGGGCCACGCUCCAUUUGAAAGAGCAUGAGUGUAGGCUCCCUAGUUCGUCAGCCGAGGCUAAGACUGCCCACCUGUUCCAUGUGUCAGGAGUAGAGAAUUCCUUGGCGCAUUGCUACCUUAGUGCCCCCGCGUUCGCCAGAUUAGUAAAGAAGGAGAAACUGGAGGAACAGGUCUUUGUCGCCUAUGUUAGGCCGGUAACUGAGCCUACGGAAGAAAGGCCGAUGGACCCUGCGAUUGCCAAGCUGCUGGAAGAGUUUAAGGAUUUGACUGAGCCGCCGUCAGGCACGGUGCCUCAGCCCAUCCAGCACCGUAUUGAGAUCGAGCCUGGCACUAGAACUCCUAAGGGCGCUAUGUAUAGGAUGUCCCCACGGGAGUUAGAGGAGCUUCGCAAGCAGUUAGACGAGCUCCUCGAGAAGGGUUGGAUUAGGCCUAGUUCGUCUCCGUUUGGAGCGCCUGUUCUCUUUGUCCCUAAGAAAGAGGGAGAGUUGAGGAUGUGCAUAGACUAUAGGGGUCUGAAUGCUAUUAUAGUAAAGAAUGCUGAGCCACUGCCUAGGAUAGACGAUCUCUUAGAUCGAGUGCAGGGGGCGAAGUAUUUUUCUAAGAUAGAUUUGAAGUCCGGAUAUCAUCAAAUAGAGGUGCAUCCUGAUGAUCAGUAUAAGACAUCCUUCCGGACUAGAUAUGGGCACUACGAGUUCAUAGUGAUGCCCUUUGGACUAACCAACGGGCCAGCCACGUUCCAGCGCUGUAUGAACGAUUUGUUUAGGCCGUGGUUAGACAGAUUUGUUGUAGUUUAUCUAGAUGACAUUCUAGUGUUUAACAGGACCCUCGAAGAGCAUCAGGGUCAUCUCAGGCAGGUCUUGGAGAAGCUGAGGGAAGCUAACUUCAAGAUCAAUGCAAAGAAGUGCGAUUGGGCGAAAACCCAAGUUUUGUACUUAGGCCACGUCUUAGACGGAGACGGCGUUAAGCGAGAAGAUAGCAAGAUCGCAGCGAUUAGAGAUUGGCCCACGCCAUGCACGCUGACAGAGUUGCGCUCGUUCCUGGGCUUAGCUAAUUACUAUAGGAAGUUCGUGAGGAACUUCUCCACCAUCGCUGCGCCCCUUCGCGGACUGUUGAGAAAGGAGACCAUCUGGAAGUGGGACAAGGACUGUACGUCUGCCAUGAAGAAAUUGAAGCAGGCCUUGAUAGAGUAUCCAAUCCUUAAAGUCGCCGAUCCGUCCUUGCCUUUUGUCGUUACGACCGAUGCUAGUCAAUACGACAUAGGUGCAGUGUUAUAGCAAGACGAUGGCAAUGGGUAUAGACCCUGGAUGAGCAUCACCUCCGUCUCAGCAAUGGCCUUACAGGGUGUUGCCGACAUCAACAUGGUUUCAGCUGUGAGGCUGCUUCAGGCCUUGGUGUCAGCAUACUGCAUAAACAUUGCGAUUGUUGGCCUCAACCAAGUUUUCG
Molecule: messenger RNA, 4595 nt
Organism: Chara braunii
Lineage: Eukaryota; Viridiplantae; Streptophyta; Charophyceae; Charales; Characeae
Source: the annotation of a GenBank genome assembly